Eriocheir sinensis (Chinese mitten crab) is the source of this 2019-nucleotide messenger RNA. RefSeq lists its product as uncharacterized. The transcript has 14 exons. The record is from RefSeq and is a predicted model, not a curated record. NCBI's taxonomy places the organism in Eukaryota, Metazoa, Arthropoda, Malacostraca, Decapoda, Varunidae. Bases 89 to 1789 code for a protein of 566 amino acids.
AUGUGAAGGACCGCAUUAUUAGGGAGUCACUCACUGCCUCUGCUGCUGCGUAGGCAAAGGUCCGCUUCCUGCACGGCCACCGACGCCCAUGCACGAGUUUUUAGCGGAAGGGAGGCUGCCACGGCGCCCCGCCCUCCAUAUUACUAUUUGUCGCCAGUCUCCCCGCCCCUCCCUGGCUCUGACCUCCGCGGCGAUGGCACGAGGCUGGACCCUGGCGGUGGCGGCGGCGGUGCUGGUGGUCACGCUGGCCCUCACCUUCGCCCACCCGCACCCAGACCCACUCACCCACCCACACACCCACGGAAUGUGCGUGGUGACUGGUAGGUCUGAUGGGGGCCCGAAACACUUGCUUGGGGGCGGCCUACAGCACUGCCUCAAAGGAAUCAAACCCCUUAGGCAUCACCGCUCCGUCCUGAGGCACUGCAAGAAUAAGGUAAAGAGGCAGCUCAUCACAGACAAGAAAAACUUCAAGAAGAACUUGCUGGACCCCGAUACCAUGUCAGAGGUGGUGGCCGAGGCGUGGGAGGGCGUGGCGGAGUGCCUGGUGCAGCGCCUGGAGCUGGAGGCCGAGGACGGGACGUUGGACACCAAGAAGCUGGUCAGGGCCACAGCCGGCAUGGGAGGCAAGGACAAGUGGAAGGUGAAGUACAUGCGAGCUAUGGUGGUCACCUGUGCCGACAAUAUCACCACUGACAACGCCACGCAGCAACUGAGGGAGGUGAUGGAGUGCGUGCGUACCGGCGCCCUCGAGUUCUGCGAGAGCAAGACAUCGUUCGCGAGGCGUUGGCUGCAGUCUGCCGCCGAGGAGUCCGUCUGCAGCCCCGUCGUGGUGCCCCCUGAGCCGAUGGAGGCGUGUCUGGCGUGCGCGAAGGAGCUUGACGUGCCCAAGGCGUCGUGUGGCGAUGUGAUCGACGAUGACGACGACGAUGAUGAUGAUGACGAUGAUGACGAUGAUGAUGACGACGACGACGACGACGACGAGAAUGACUCGAGGAUCUACUUCCCCGACAGUCUACGGCUGGACCCUGAGGAAGCGGCCUACGCUGUGCGCCUGUGUGCCAGCGAGCGCCUAGGCUGGUAUCGUCCCACCGCGGGCUUCAUCUACACGGAGCUCAGCGACGCCGUGGCUAACUUCAGCGGCUGGGACGACAUUCCGCAGGCUCUGGAGAACGUGACGCAGGCCAUCCUGGACUGCGCGCCGCCCUACGAGGGGGACGCGCAGGUGCAGGCCCUCCUCUGGUCCUCCUGCUUCAUGCGGACCUUCUUCGACACCUGCGGCUUCAGGAGUAACCUCACGGCCCUGCUGUUCCCCGGGUUCCACCACAUGAUGGGCGAGGAGGUGAAGCAGCUCAUGCGCAGCCUCGUCGAGCUCAGCGACCUUGGCGGGGACGAUGACGACCACGACGACGAGGACGCCGAACUGGUGGAUGCUGGACUCCUGUCACGCUCGGUUGAGGAGGACACCAGCGCUGAGGGGCCGAGGGUCAGGUCCGCCCACAUGAAGGAUCACAGCAAAAAAGACUUGGGAAAAAUGGACAAGAGGGACUCCGUAAAGACUGACAAGCAAGGAAUGACUACAGACCGCCUUGACCCUGCCACCAGCGACAUGCCUGAAGAGUCUGCUGACCCCAGCGGCACUUCUGCUGACCCCAUAAGCACCCCACCCGUCGACGCCCUCGAGGAAGGCUCCGGCGGAGGGCUGGGCGAGACCUCGGACAAGCCCUUGCCAGAACCCCUGGCAGAGCCCUCACCUGAACCCCCGCAGGAGGCCGCUGGGGAGGCAGUGUAGCGUCGCUGCCCUGAGUGCUGCUGUCGAGGCGCCGCUGCCCCUUCAGGAUCUACACGCCGGCGAGCCUCUGAAGCUGUGAUGUAUAUAAUAUUGACGUCAGUCCUUGUGUGUAGCCUCGUAUGCAGCAGCUGAUAUAUACUCCAGGUUACCUUUCUCGUAGAUAGAUAUACUCUUGAUGUUGUGAAGGGUUAGCCAAGCAUAUCAAGCACAAUAAUAUGACUAUGGUUGCC